Cicer arietinum (chickpea) is the source of this 4309-nucleotide messenger RNA. RefSeq lists its product as uncharacterized. The record is from RefSeq and is a predicted model, not a curated record. Lineage: Eukaryota; Viridiplantae; Streptophyta; Magnoliopsida; Fabales; Fabaceae. Gene Ontology annotation, biological process: protein phosphorylation. Gene Ontology annotation, molecular function: protein binding; ATP binding; protein kinase activity.
AAUCUCAACUUUAUCUCUUCCACAUUAAAUGACGAAACAUAAAUGCCAACAAUAAGAUUUCACUACAUGUCAUUCCAACGCCAUGCAUGAUAACACAGACACAGUUUCACAGCCAACUAUGUGAAUGAAACUCUUUUCUGCUACUACACGUCUUUCUCUUCUCACAAUCCAAGAACAACCAACCACCACCGCAUUCCAAACUCUUCAACCACCAUAUUCAAUUUUCUUUAUUUUUUUAUACUACUAUUUCUUGCAACCAAAGAUUUAUUCAUGUUUUCUAAAUUUGUAAAAAAAAAUUCAAACUAGAAAACUGCACCAGAAUAGCAUCAAAAAAUGAAAAAAUUGAAACUUUUUCACUUGUGCUUCUUCUCUUGUGUUCUAUUAGUCCUUUGCAAUGGUUUAAACAAUGGAAUAACUCAAAUAAGUACUUUGAAAGUGCUUUUGGAGGUGAAAUCAUCUUUUUUGAAAGACCCUGAAAAUGUUUUGAUUGAUUGGUCAGAGAACAACACUGAUUACUGUAGUUGGAGAGGUGUUUCAUGUGAAUUGAUCAAAAAGUUGAAUUCAAAUGACUCGGUGCAUGCUGUAGUUGGACUCAACCUAUCCAACUCGUCACUCACUGGGUCAAUAUCACCUUCACUCGGUCAUUUACAAAACCUACUCUACCUUGAUCUUUCAUCAAACAAUCUUGUGGGUCCCAUUCCACCUUCUCUUUCCAACCUCACCAAAUUAGAAUCUUUGCUUCUCUUUUCAAACCAACUAAAGGGUCAAAUUCCCACCGAGUUAGGCUCGUUAACGAGUCUCCGAGUUUUGCGACUCGGUGACAAUGAACUCAGUGGUUCAAUUCCCGCUUCGUUCGGCAAUUUGGUCAACCUUGUUAUCCUUGGUUUAGCUUCAUGCAGACUCACGGGGUUAAUUCCGAGUCAACUCGGUCGACUCAGUGAGUUGGAGAACAUGAUUCUUCAAGACAACGAGUUAACAGGUCCGAUUCCGUCCGAGUUAGGUAACUGUUCAAGCCUCAUCAAAUUCUCUGCAGCUGAAAACAAACUCAAUGGAACAAUCCCGAGUCAACUGAGUCAACUCAGAAACCUCCAAGUUCUCAACUUUGCAAACAACAGCUUAAUAGGGGAGAUACCGGGUCAAUUCGGUCAAAUGAGUGAGCUUCUUUAUCUCAAUUUAAUGGGAAACAAACUCGAGGGUCACAUUCCAAUGUCUCUAUCUCAAAUGGGCAAGCUUCAAAAUCUCGACUUGUCAAUGAACAAACUCAGUGGAGGGAUUCCAGAAAAUUUCAGCAUCAUGGGUCAGUUGAAAUACAUGGUUCUUUCUGGUAACCCAUUAUAUGGAAAAAUUCCAAAAACUUUAUGUUCCAAUGCUACAAAUUUGGAGCAAUUAAUUAUAUCAAUGUGUGGACUUUGUGGUGAGAUUCCAAUUGAGUUGAGUGAAUGUAAAUCAUUGAAGCAACUUGAUUUAUCAAACAAUUCAUUCAAUGGUUCAAUACCUAUUGAGAUUUAUAGUUUAUUGGGUUUAACUGAACUUUUGCUUCACAACAAUAGUUUGGUUGGUUCAAUUUCACCUUUCAUAGGUAACUUAACAAACAUGCAAACACUUGCAUUGUAUCAUAACAAGUUGCAGGGUACUCUGCCUAAAGAGAUUGGAAGGCUUGGAAAAUUGGAAACUUUUUAUCUUUAUGAUAAUCAAUUUUCUGGAAAAAUUCCUAUGGAGAUUGGUAAUUGUUCAAAUUUGCAAAAGGUUGAUUUAUUUGGUAACCAUUUUAGUGGAAGAAUUCCAAUUACUAUUGGAAGGCUUAAAGAGUUGAAUUUUCUUCACCUUAGACAGAAUGAGCUUGUUGGUGAGAUUCCAGCUACACUUGGUAAUUGUCAUAAAUUGAAUGUGCUUGAUUUGGCAGAUAAUAAUCUCUCUGGUGGAAUUCCUGCAACAUUUGGUUUCCUUAAAGACUUGCAGCAGUUCAUGCUUUACAACAAUUCUCUUGAAGGUAGUCUUCCUCACCAAAUGGUAAAUAUAGCAAAUUUGACUAGAGUUAAUCUUUCAAAGAAUAGACUUAAUGGAAGUUUGGUUCCAUUGUGUAGCUCUAGGUUGUUUCUUUCUUUUGAUGUCACAGGUAAUGAAUUUGAUGGUAAAAUUCCUUCACGGUUGGGAAAUUCAGUGUCCCUUGAGAGGCUUAGAUUAGGAGGUAACAAAUUUUCUGGUGAAAUUCCAAGGACAUUGGGAAAAAUUGUCGGAUUGUCGUUGUUAGACUUAUCAGGAAAUUCACUCAUAGGACCAAUACCAAGUGAACUAUCUUUGUGUAGUAAACUAGCCUUCAUUCAUUUAAACAAUAACCUUCUUUUUGGACACAUUCCAUCAUGGUUAGGAAAUUUGCCUAAGUUAGGAGAUCUUAAUCUUGCAUUUAAUCAAUUUUUUGGUCCUAUUCCAUUAGGCCUAUUCAAAUUACCUAUGUUGUUGGUUCUUUCAUUGAACAACAAUUCCCUUAAUGGAAGUCUCUCAAAUGAUAUUGGUGAUCUUCAAUCCCUUAAUGUUCUUAGACUUGACCAUAAUAAUUUUUCUGGACCAAUUCCUAUUGCCAUAGGUAAGUUGAGAAAUCUUUAUGAGCUUACUCUCUCUCGAAAUGUGUUUAGUGGAAACAUACCAAUUGAGAUUGGAAAUCUUCAAAAUCUUCAAAUCGUUUUAGACCUCAGUUACAAUAAUCUCUCUGGUCAGCUUCCAUCUUCUCUUGGCACGUUGGCGAAAUUGGAAUCACUCGAUCUAUCUCACAAUCAACUUAAUGGAGAAGUUCCUUCACUCAUCGCCGAAAUGCUUAGUUUGGAAAAGCUUGAUAUUUCUUACAAUAAUUUUCAAGGUGCAUUGGAUAAGCGGUUCUCCCGCUGGCCAAACGAAACGUUUGAAGGGAAUAUCCGUCUCUGUGGAGCCUCUCUUGGGAGAUGCAGCCGCAGCCGUGCUUUCCGCAAUAAGCUUUCAGGGUUAAAUGAGACAUCGAUCAUUAUAAUCUCAGCCAUUUCAACUCUAGCUGCAAUUGCACUAAUGGUUCUUGCUGUAAAAAUCUUCUUGAGAAAUAGGCAAGAUUUUUCAAAGAAAGGCAAUGAAGUUGGCUGGUUUUUCUCCUCGUCUUCGUCGCAAGCACAGAAACGGCUCUUGUUCCCUCUAAGUACUACAGCUGGAAAUCGCGAUUUCAGGUGGGAAGACAUCAUGGAAGCUACAAACAAUUUGAGUGAUGAGUUCAUAAUUGGUGCUGGAGGUUCCGGAACAGUCUACCGGGUCGAAUUUGCUACCGGUGAAACUUUUGCUGUCAAGAAAAUUUCAUUGAAAGAUGAAUAUCUUUUCCAUAAAAGCUUUAUAAGAGAAGUGAAGACUUUAGGGAGGAUUAAGCAUAGACAUUUGGUGAAACUGGUUGGUUGUUGUAGCAAUAGAAACAAAGGAACAGGUUGGAAUUUUUUGAUAUAUGAGUUUAUGGAGAAUGGAAGUGUGUGGGAUUGGUUACAUAAAAAACCUCUUAAAGCAAAGAGAAGUCUUGAUUGGGAAACAAGGUUCAAAAUUGCUUUGGGUUUAGCUCAAGGAGUGGAGUACCUUCAUCAUGAUUGUGUGCCAAAGAUCAUUCAUAGGGACAUCAAAUCAAGCAAUGUGUUGUUGGAUUCUAAAAUGGAUGCACACUUAGGAGAUUUUGGAUUGGCUAAAGCACUCAUUGAGAAUCAUGACUCUAAUACUGAGUCUACUUCUUGUUUUGCAGGAUCUUAUGGUUACAUAGCCCCAGAGUUUGGAUACUCAUUGAAGGCAACAGAAAAGAGUGACAUUUACAGCAUGGGAAUUGUGCUAAUGGAACUUAUUACUGGUAAAAUGCCAACUGAUGCAGCAUUUAGAGGAGGCAUAGACAUGGUGAAAUGGGUGGAGAUGCACAUUAACAUGAAAGAAACUGAACGUGAAGAAGUGAUAGAUCCUGAACUCAAACCCCUUUUACCUUUUGAAGAGUUUGCUGCAUUUCAAGUGCUUGAGAUAGCAUUACAGUGUACCAAAACUACACCACUUGAGAGGCCAUCAUCAAGGCAAGUAUGUGAUCUUCUUCUACAUGUUUCCAAGAACAAAAAGCUGGAUUUUGAGAAGAUGAAAUUGAAUCAUUAGUACAAUUGAAGAUGGAUUUUGCUUUGCUGGCUUUUAUUUUUAAUGUUCUUGUUCUUGAUUGAUAUUAGUGAUUUUGGCACUUCAAUUUGUAUGUUUUGUUCCAUUGCUACUUUAAUGUGGAGAUUUAUGAAUUGAAAGAUGAUUUGAUAUUGCAAAUUUUCCAUUUUGUCUUUUGCUAAUA